AUGAUGAUUGAUGUGAAAGAGAAGCUUGCCUACGUGGCACUCGACUUCGAACGGGAGUUGGAAAAAAACGCGGAAAACAGCUCGGAGGUCGAACAGAGCUAUGAGCUGCCCGACGGGGAGUUCAUCACCGUAGGGCACGAGAGGUUCCGCUGCGCGGAGGUUCUCUUCCGGCCGUCGCUGGUCGGGAUGGAAGCUUCCGGAAUUCACGAGAUGACGUAUAAUUCUAUUGAGAAGUGUGAUGUGGAUAUAAGGAAGGAUGUUUAUGGGAAUAUCGUGCUCAGUGGUGGGUCCACCAUGUUCCCGGGCAUUGCCGAACGUAUGAGAAAGGAGAUAACUGCUCUUGCUCCGAGUGGUGUGGAGGUUAAUGUGGUGGCCCCACCUGAGAGGAAGUAUAGUGCCUGGAUCGGAGGCUCGAUUUUGGCAUCUCUCAGCACCUUUCAGCAGAUGUGGAUAUCGAAGCAAGAGUACGAUGAAUCUGGUCCGGGAAUUGUUCAAAGGAAGUGUUUCUAG
Striga asiatica is the source of this 510-nucleotide messenger RNA. The record is from the annotation of a GenBank genome assembly. Lineage: Eukaryota; Viridiplantae; Streptophyta; Magnoliopsida; Lamiales; Orobanchaceae.